Molecule: messenger RNA, 3651 nt
Organism: Poecilia reticulata (guppy)
Lineage: Eukaryota; Metazoa; Chordata; Actinopteri; Cyprinodontiformes; Poeciliidae
Source: RefSeq, a predicted model, not a curated record
AUGGCACUGAUUAUGGAGCCCGUGAGCAAGUGGAGCCCAAGUCAAGUGGUAGACUGGAUGAAAGGCCUGGACGACUGCCUGCAGCAGUACAUCAAGACUUUUGAGAAGGAGAAAGUUGGGGGAGACCAGCUGCUGCGCAUCACCCACCAGGAGCUGGAGGAUCUGGGCGUGUCCAGGAUCGGCCACCAGGAGCUCAUACUGGAAGCUGUGGACUUACUGUGUGCGCUGGACUGCUCUGUGUACGAAACUGAAAACAARAUCCUGCAUGUGUGUAARACCCUGUCCGAAGUGUGUGACCAGAUCAUYUCCCUGUCCUCGGACCCCAUGGUGUCUCAGUCCGCACACUUGGAGGUGGUGCAGCUGGCCAACAUAAAGUCCGCUGAAGGCUUGGGUAUGUACAUCAAAUCAACAUACGACGGCUUACACGUGAUCACCGGGACGACUGAAGGAUCUCUGGCUGAUCGUUGCAAGAAGAUCCAUGCUGGAGAUGAAGUCAUUCAGGUCAAUCAUCAGACAGUGGUGGGCUGGCAGCUGAAGAACCUGGUGAACCUGCUGCGUGGGGACCCUGCAGGUGUCACCCUAACGCUGAAGAAACGCCCACAGAGCACGCUCACAUCCACUCCUGCUCUGCUCAAAAACAUGAGAUGGAAACCAUUAGCUCUGCAGAGUCCCAGCAGCAGCGUCGCUACGCCCACCAGCACAUUAAGCACUCCCUCCAGGCGAAGUAGCUGCGCCCUGCAGGAUCUGUACAUCCCGCCUCCUCCGGCGGAGCCUUACACCCCCAGAGACGAGAAGGAAAAUCUGACCGAUGAAGAUCCUCAGUCGGACGCCCAGGCCGCGGAGCGAUCCGAGUCGCCCAACUCCUACCUGGACCAGGAGUGUCAGCGGCAAUUCCCUCUGGUGGAGGAAGACUCCAUACUCUACUGCUACGAGUACGACCAGAACCAGGAGGCCUCGUCGGUCCGCAGGGGGAGCACUCCCACCUACGGCAGGCUCAGGCCCAUCUCAAUGCCCGUGGAAUACAACUGGGUGGGAGAUGACGAAGACCUGGCGAAGCUGAGGAGAGAGAGCAGGAGAGAAAACUCCCUCCUGCGUUUCCCCAGUGAGGACAAACCCUCCGGGGAGAACUUCUUGCUGGGCCGCAGUCUGAGUCAGAACAGGAGGAAAAUGGAGCGAGGAAGCAGCCCCACCCACUACACGCUUGUUCCCGCCCUGGAAGUCGCCAUGUCCACGUCCAGCUCAGACUCUGCGUCGCUUUACCACGUGUUUGAGCGCUCCUCAAUGCUGUCUAGAUCUAAGAAGAAAAAGCAAGCUGCAAGCCCCAUGUCCUCCAUCAGUAAACGAAGGAUUUCCUGCCGGGACCUGGGUCAAGGCGACUGCCAGGGCUGGCUGUGGAAGAARAAAGAUGCUAAAACCUAUUUUUCGCAGAAGUGGAAGAAAUACUGGUUUAUCCUGAAAGACACGUGUCUUUACUGGUACAUGAAUGAAGAGGAUGAGAAGGCAGAGGGCUUUGUGAGUCUCCCAGAAUUCAGGAUCGAUCGUGCCACUGAAUGCAGAAGAAAAUAUGCUUUCAAGGCUUGCCAUCCCAAGAUAAAGACCUUCUACUUUGCUGCGGAAAAUGUAGAUGACAUGUCCCGGUGGCUGAGUCGGCUCAGUAUGGCUGUUGCAGGCUACUCUGAGCAGGAGAAAAUGCGCCAGGAACAAGAUUACUGGAGCGAGAGUGACCACGAGGACAUGGAGAUGCCCCCAGUACCCAAACGGGACAGUCCACCGCCCCCGUAUGACACCUAUCCCAGAGCAGCCUCAGUAAGUCCCUACCUGGAGCCAAAGCGUAGCCACCUCUCCUCUUCGGACACAUUCCAGUCCCGUUCCUCACACGAGGAAUUCCACUCGGAACCUCAGGAAAGCAGCAGCAACAACAGCGUCUCCCCUGGGCAGAAGGCGAGCAGCCACCGAAACUCGUGGCAGGACCAGAUGGAAGGCAAAUCCAGGAUGCACUACCUGCAGACGUAUCCGGUGGAAGAGUCCAUGCAGUCUGAGGACAGGGAGCAGCUGGCCAUGGAGUACCGCAGGCAGUCCACUCUGCCUGCACAGCGCAGCCUGCUGCAGGAGCAGUACAGGGCCCUGCCGCUGCCCCUCAGGGCCAGCAUAGAUUCUGACGCCGGAGGAAAACCUCGCAGCUUUACGCUUCCAAGAGACAGCGGGCUCCAUGCCAUCCUGGCGGCCACCGCUGCAUCGGACCAGAGAGAGACCCAGAACUACCAGCUGGACCGGGCCAGAGACACAGGCCGUGGACGUGACUGUCGAAUGCAGACGGACUCACUGGUGGACCUGUACCGGGCCCUGGAGCAGACCAGUCUGUCCACCUCUGCUGACCACAGAUCAGCCGGUCGCCUCGAGUACAAACGCUCCUUUGUCCGCAGAGUUAACGACCCCCUCCUAAACGACAAGCUCCACCGCCUGCGGAUUCUUCACAGCUCACUGAAGAAUGUUCCUCUUCAAGACACAAACCGGUCGCUGGGGUUUUUAGAUUAGCCCCGCUGAGCGCCACCUCCCCCCACCCCGCCACCCGCAGCUUGGCUUCUGCUUGUGCCUCACAUUUGGAGUCAAAGGCACCAAAACACAUCUUUUACCUCCUCAUCCAUCCAUCCAUCCUUUCAUUUCUUUCUGCUGCUUCUCUCAAAAGCAGAAACAAAAACUACUGAUGUCACUUUUUGCCUCAUCUCAUCCUCAAGCAGGGCAGGGAUCCAAGCAAAGAUUGGAUUAAUAAAGCAACUGAAAGCACUUUGUGUCCAUUUCAAAGAUUCAUCGUGAAAGCUUCUAAAUAUCAUCACUUCCAUGCAUGGCAACCUCCCCCCGCUCUUCUGUUGAAUUGUUUUUAUACCUUUACGCUGGAGUCGUGUACAGCCRCUCUUCAAAAAGAAGCAUCUUUUUGRUUGUACGCCACUUUUCAUUGUGCAUGUACAUUCGAUCCAUGGGUAUGUUUGUUUUGUGACUGUACAGGGUGUUAAGCAUAUUAACAUAUGUUGUAUAUUUAAUAUUACAUUCCUACAACAGUGACCACACCACGUUUCUUUCUCUUUUUUUUGGCUACCUAUUUAAUCUGUACAUCAAGUGCUGUGCCUCAGUGAUAGUGAAUGUACAUUGUACCUUUUUAAAGAGAGAGAAGAGAGAAGAUUUAGAGAGAAAGCCAUUUCCUCAGAGCAGAGGCAUAAAAAUGUAACGCCUGGCAAUAAUGAACUAAUGUAUAUUACAAUGGAGCGAUAAGAAUAGUUGUCUAUUUUUGUAUGCAUGCUGUCUACCUGAUUGUUUGUACGGCAGUUUUGUAAUUCUAAGUGCAUUCGGUCCAGAGGAUACUGGUGUUAUCGCUCCCACCCUUCCACCCACAUCUCAUGCACACAACCAGCACAGCGUGUUUUCUGUACUUAUUAUAGACACUGGCCCAGAAAUGUGAUUUUUAUUUUUUCUUUUCUCUUAAUGUUAACCAUAAAAAAAAUUGUAUUUAGUAAGUGUUUAAUGGAGAAGCAUGCUCUGUAAGACUAAAGUACAUUACCAUGCCAUUUGAAGCUGACUCAUAUUGCACACCUGUGCCAUAUUGUAGCUACAUAUUUUUUUUUCUAUUGAUUAAAAUAUGGUACAGGCAUAAACAAG